This is a messenger RNA of Hydractinia symbiolongicarpus, 9285 nucleotides long. Its product is annotated as A-kinase anchor protein 9-like. Lineage: Eukaryota; Metazoa; Cnidaria; Hydrozoa; Anthoathecata; Hydractiniidae. The record is from RefSeq and is a predicted model, not a curated record. The coding region runs from base 329 to 9070 and encodes 2913 amino acids. The transcript is spliced from 4 exons.
GAUUAGGUUCUCUUUUGUCACCAACAUGAUACUAAACGCAAAAUAGAGCACCCGGCUAACAUCUGCAAUGGAGAGCACAAGAUACCUCUGUGGCGGUAUUUUCCAACAGGUGCGCACACUCACUUGAUUUAAAUUUAAAUGAAUCGCUGCAUAUAAUUUUCAAUAGCCGCGGUUUAUAUUUUCAAUACAGAUUAAUUUUAUAGAUAGGUAUUCUAGGAAGCUCAGAGGUAAAGUAUGAACAUUAGCACGCGGAAAGAGAGAUUUGGCUACAACAGAAAAAUCCAGAUAAAGAUUUAUUAUCAAUGAUAUUUAUACAGAAACCAGAAACAUGAAUAUAGCGGAUAAACUCCACAAAGAAGAUAUUUUUAUGGGCGUUGAGGGCGCAGCUGCUCUACCACCCAGACGUGAUAAAAAUAUUCAAUCAAAUUCACCAUCUAAGAAUACAUUGUCAACAGUAGGGCUGGUAGAAAGCAUGGCAUCCGAUGUUAGCAUGGACAUUUCAGAUAUUACAUUGGAAAUUGAAAAAAUCAACAGGGAUAGGGAAGAUCCUGAGAAGGGAAUGAAAGACACGAAUCGCUUGUUAAAAGAAAUAGAUCAACAAAUGGAGCAAUCGUUUGAAAUAAUGGAGGAACGACAAAACAUGGUUCGAUCUUUUCUUAAAGACAGAGAAAAAGCAGAAGUCAAUCAUCGGCAUCGUGCAAACCAACUGAUGAAGCAAUUUACCGACAAAAUGUCGGUUAUGGAAUCGGCGUUAGGUGUCGAAAAAGUUUACACGAAAACAAAUACCACGUCGGUCACGCAGACUGAUGUAAUCGAGACAAAUGACGAAGAGUUGCAAACCAGUUAUGUGGAGAUUAACAACGACGCACUUCAGGAAGCUGUAGAGGCUUUAACACACGAUAUGAAAGACGUAGUCCAGAAACAGCUGCUUCGCGAAAAAGUCGCAAUGCUUCAAGAACUGGAAGUAAGAAAGAAUGAGAUCGAUGAAGAAGAGAUUACGAAAACCUUAGCUGACCUUGAACGACAGUUUAGACUCGACAAAGCAAAGUCAAAAAUUAAACAACUUAUUCAAAACGAGGCAGAAACUAGUGUGAAAGAGAGGCUUCUUUCAAUGGCAAAUAAUUUGGUUGAGUGGUUACAUACUGAUAAUAAUGACGAUGUGUUGAACGGUUUGAGCGAUGACCUUAAAAUUAAACUCCGCAACACAAAGACUGCAUUUCAAGAAAUGAACAAGUCUGGAGUUCCAAACCAAGAAAGUAACUUCACCACUGACAUGCAUGACUUGGGAAAAGCUUGUCGAAAAAUUGAUCUUCUGGAAGCUUCGUUAGACUCUGUGUUGGCUGAUAUUCAAAAGAAUUUAGAUUUAAGUUCAUCUGAGUUAAAGCAGUUAACAAACAAUAUUUUAAAGGAGAAGAAUGAAAGAGAAAGAAGUCAACUUAUUGAAAACCUCGUUAGUAAAAGCUACACCACCGAAUCUAGCGAGAAAGAGCAAGUUCGAAAAACUAUUAAAGAUUUUGUAAACAUACAAAAUGAACUCUACGAAGCAGAGGAAGUUUGCCAAGACGCGAUUAGUUUGAAAUUUACUGAUUCGAAUGACGAUUUUCUUAAAAAACAAAUGUUAAAGAUUGUUUAUAAAAAUAAAACUUUAGUGAAAGAAAAAGAAGAGCUUUUAGGGAUGUUAAACUCUGGAGCAGGGAAGUUGGUAGUGAAUCCAACAACUAACUUUUAUAUCGAGCCUAUACGAAUGGAUGAGGAUGAAGAAGAAAGCAUAGAGGAUUUGCUGGCGAUUGAACCGAAGUUAGGUAGCACCUUAGUUCAAGACCUUCUCCACAUUAAAGAAAACAAGCAAACGCAUGCGAUUGGUUUAGUGCAUUACAACGAAAAAUCUAUAGAAAACAUUAUUCAGGAGUAUGAAAGCGAGAUUAAACAGCUCUCUGAAUAUCAAAACGAGGCUUUAGCGUACGAAAAUGUUGAAGAAAUUAUAUCACGUCAAGCCGUAACAUCAGACACUCUUGCAGCGUUGAAAGAAGAACAGGAAAAAGUUGAAGAACUGCUUCGUGUAAACACGCCACAAAUUGAAGAAGUCAAUGACAAACUAGAAGCUUUAAAAUUGAGCAAGGAGGAAAUGUUGCGAAAGGAGAAAAAGUUGCUUCAACGAAAAAAUGUAUUAAAGAGGAAUUUAAAAGAACUGAAUAAGAGAGUUGCUGACAACCUGAUGAACGAGGAACGUAAAAAAGAGAAAGUUUACACGGAGGAACAAAUAGGCCGGGUUGCUAUAGAAAUUGAACAUGUCAGAUCAAAAAUUGCAGAGAACUUGGAUAGCGAGAAAACAGAAAAACAGAAGUUGCAAAAUCUUGCUGAAAAAUCAUUAAAAAAAGAAAAAAUUCCAUUAUCUAAAAAAUUAUCUCAACUAAAAGAAGAUCUAGAGAAAUUAAGUCCCUUUGUGAACAAACACAGCGUUAAGUAUCGUCCAGAUGACGUGUCAAUGGAAACUCCAAAUACAUCACAAGUGAAACAGGUAAUCGAGACAAGAAAUGAACUCUCUAAGAGACUCACAGAGACUGAGCAUAAAAUACAGGAAAUCAUCACAAGCAACGAUUAUGAAUCGAGUCCAAGUGGGAGCUUGGAACAAAUUGAAGAUCUUGAAAACGAUCAAGCAUUGGAAAAUAGAAGAAGAAGUCAUGAUCUUAAUACAAAACUAGUGGAAAUCGAGAUGGAACUGGAUAACGUGAAUAUAGAAAUGUACAAAGGCGAAAUUACGCUGCAAGAUCUACAUGGAUUAAAGAAAUAUUCUGAAGAGUUGAAAAAUGCUUUAAAUGACAUUGAAAUGAAGUUAAAACCAGAUACAGUCGAAGAGAAGUAUUCAAAUAAAAUCCAAGAAUUACAAAACAAAAUUUCGUCUUUAAGGCAACAGUUAGAAGAAAAAGAAAUUCAAAAUUUAGAUUCCAAUUUGGAUGAGAUGGAAACAUUGGAAUCUGCAAAAGCAAAACUUGAAAGAGAAUUACAAAAUAUGAGAGAGGACAUGUUGGUUGGUAAGGAUAGCGAGGUUGCGCAUCAAGCUUUGAGAGAUUUGCUGGAAGAAAGAGAUCGAACAAAGAAGCUGAUCAUGUGCUUAGAAGAUGAUGAAAGACUUCUAUCUGACGCAAAGCGGAAAAACAGCGGUCACGCUUCCAUUAAUAAAAGUUUAAAAUGUACAGAUGAAGAGAUGUUAAAACAAAAGAGCUAUGGUAUAUCCACGAUUAUCCAAAUUGCACGCAAUAGAUUAGAUGUAUUUAUUGACAUAGUCAAGACAAAAAUGGAGAAAAAGCUGCAAGAAGCCAAGGAAAAAAGUUGGGUUAACAAGGAAAAUUUGACUAAGGAAGAAAAACAAAAACUUGGUAAGGAGCUAAAAGACAUAAUUGGAGAUAUCAAUCAAACAAAUAAAGAAAUAAAGCAGAUAGAUGAGUUCGAGUUAACCGGCUUUGCUACAUAUGAAGGCCAAUCCAUGCUCACCACCUUAUAUCAAAAGAAAAGGGAGUUGCUUUCCAUCUUAGACGAUAUCAAUUUUGGAAUUCAAGCGGAAUCAGAAAAUGACAACAACAUUAAAGGGUUGUUGAAGCAGAAGAUUAAAGUCGAGCAAGAGCUGAUGGAUUUAGAUGAACGUAUUGGUGGACAGGAUCAAGUUUUGAAAGAAAGGCUCAAAAAGUUGCUGGAUUUGAAACACGUGCUUGAAAAUAAAAUGGCAGACAGUGUAAGCAUAGAUGACUUGCAAACUAUCAUUACACAGUUAGACAAAAAGGAAUACGUCAAGCAAUCUACAAAAAGUGGUGAACCCACUGUGGAUUCGUUAAUUAGGGAAAGGCUAUCUUUAAGUAAAAACAUUUUAAGUGUGCCAAGAGACACUGAGGAAGGCAACGAAGAGGCUGCUGAAAUGUGUAAAGUUCUUGAAAGUGUGGACGCCGAUAUCUUCGAGAGAGUCGAGAAGGUAAUGUCCAAGUUAAAUAUGCUUGACGUUGAAGAAGACGGGAUGGAAAAUUUUUCUUUUCAUUUGCUGGCCAACACUGCAGCAACCUUUGAGUUGCAGCAUGCGAAAAAUGAAUUUGAAAAUGCCUUGAAGCUGUCGGGUUGUCAACCAAGCGAGAAUCAAUUGAGCGAGAGUGACUUAAAGGAUACGUUUAUAAAGAUAAAAGAAACGGAGGAUUUCCGAAAAAUUUUACAAAAUUUUAUUUCACGGAACAUUGAUUUUAACAAUAUCGAGGAUAUCAAAGAAUUAAAAUCGUUAAAUGAAGAUAAAUUGAGAAUACUGUUGAACAAAAUCAAAAAAUUAAAUUUAUUGAUUGAACGAAAAGAAGAUUUUUAUGACCACGAGAAAGGCAGUCCUUUAAAGGAAUAUGAGAAACUUGCACGUGAUAGUAAGAAAAUUGCACGUGAAUUUGAAACAGCGGUUACAUCGUAUGAUGUAGAGUCGCAAUAUAAUGAACACAUUGUAAGAACAAAACCAUACAUCAACAGAACUACUGCUCCUGUGAAGUUGAGUGCUUUAGCAACGUUCCUUGAAAGAAGAGAUGAAAAAUUGAACGAGUUGUUUUUUCUUGAAAAAGAAUUAGAAAAUGCAAAUAUUACUGAAGAAAAAAGGCAAGACUUAAAUAAUAAAAAAGGCGAGUUAGAAAGAAUUAUCGAAGAGAUUGAUGAAAAGAUAAUUGAAGGUGAUUUCCCUUUGCCUGCUGAAGAAAACAAUGGUUCACCAACCAGAAGUUUUUCACCACGUAGUACAUCAAGCAGAAACAGUUUUAGUGUGGUCAUUGAUGAGAGAGAUAAACUGCUGAAGAAAAUCUUCCAGCUUCAAAAGAAGGAGGAACAUAUCCGCGAAAGUGAGGAUAUUUUGAACAAAUUUGAACACAUCAAAGAAAUAGAAGAAAGUAAAGAAAAAAUGAAACAACAUCUCCAACAUAUCGACAAAUGUAUGUUUCGAUGUAAUACCAGUGAUGACACUUUGCUGGAUGAAAAUGACACCAUUCAAAAUAUCACUCAGGAUGAUAUCCAAAAAAGCAUAGAAUUGUUGAGUCAGCAAUUUAAAGUGGAACAAUUUAAGCCUGUUUCAUCCACCAAAGAUGAAUUCAUCGAUUUGACUGAAUUCAUAACUAAGCCGAAAGAAGUAGACAUAUUUCUGCAGCUUCAAAAUAUAGAAGAAAGGAUGGUGGUUAAGAAGCUGAAGGCUGAGAUACUUGCCCUGCAGUUAGAAAAAGAGGCCAUUGAAAUCACACAGACUGAAGAAAAGCGAGCAGUAACAGAAGAACUUUCGAAAACACAAAAGUUACUAGCGGAAACAGAAGCAAAAUUAGUUCUGCUUCAACGUAAAGAAAACUUGGAAGAUGAGAUGAGAAUGCUGAAAGAAAAAGUUGACAAGAACGAAAAAAGGCGGGAAGAAAUAGAAGAAGAAAUCUCACAUGAAAGAUUUGUGCUUACGGAGCGAGUCGUGACAAAAUCUGAGCUCAAAAAAACAAAAAUAAAACUUGAACAAGAACUCGAUGAGAUUAAUAUCACAAUUCAUCAAUAUUCCAAUGCCCUUGAGAAAGAAGUUAAUAUAACAGAGGCUAAACAAGAGAAUAAUGAAGAAGAAGAAGAAGUUAAAGAAGAAGAAAUUGAAGAAGAUAUGAGCAGAAUUUUGGAUGAACACUUGAACUCUUUAUUAAGCCACAAAAGAGAAUUACAACAACGCCUUACAAACUUUACCGAUUCAGUUAUCGAUGAAAAUACUGAAACCUCAUUGGUUGAUUUAUUGGGUAAAAGACGCAAAGUAAUUAAAGAAAUCGAGGAAGUGCAGAAACUACUGUACGAAGAGGAUAUAAGAAAACAGAAAGAAUGUUUAACUGAAGAGAUAAAAGUAUGCUAUGAAGAAUAUAAAGAAAUAAAAGCAAAUAAUGGAUAUAAUAUUCACAAGAAAAAACUUCUACACAAGAAGGUAAAACAGCUGGAACAAAGCGAAGCUAGUUUAAAUAAAAUUGUAAACGAAAGUAAAUACAAUAAAGAUUUUUCGCGUAUGAAGUGCCAGCUUGGUGAACAUUUAUUCAGUCUUCUUCAAGACCCAAACGUUGAAGCAAGCGAGCCACAUUUGAAAGAGUUAAUGAUGUGUAUGGAAGAUCGCACUAUAUCGCAAUAUAUCAAAGACAUGGUAGGGUUAUGCACACUGCAGACGGAGCAAAUUCAAAAUUUGAAAAACGAUAUUAAACUUGCGAAAGAAGAACAGACCAAGGGAAAACAAACGGCAGACGAUUUUUAUAAACAAAUAGAAUUUUUAAAUAAUGAACUUACGAAUGUCCAAGAAGAAUUAGAAGUUUUAAAAACAACACAAAAACAAGUCCGAGAAUUAGUUGGAAUACGAUUACACGAUCUCAUAACAGGUAACAUGAAUAAUGACAAAACUACCGAUCCAUGGUUUAACGAAGUUCGUAAAAGGCUUCGCAAUGUCGAAACAAUCGAAGAGCUGCUGAUAUCCAACAUUGACGCAUUAGAGAGGGGAGAGAUAAAUAAUAACUUGAUUAACCAGCUUGUUGAAGAUAAGAAGGUGCUGCAAAAACGUUUGGGUGAACAAGAAGAACAGUGCCAUUUACUAAGACGACGCGAGGAAGAUUUCUUCUCCGAAACUGAAAGUUUACGCGAUAAUUUACAGCAAUGUACGAGCAAAACAAGCUCGAUACAUGAAGAAGCACAAAAAUUGAAAGAUGAUUACGAGGAAACGAAAGAGAAAUUGGACGCAGCAAUUGUUGAGAACGAUCGUUUAAAAGCACGCUUGGCGAAAAAAGAAAAAACAGCGAAUCUCAGCGAAGGAACGAGUAAAAUAAAAACAGAAUUGAUGCGUGCAAAUAAAGAAAAUGAAAAUUUAAAAGUUAGCAAAAGUCAACUACAAAACGAGCUGGAUUCAUUUCGAAAGAAAUUUAAACGUCUAAGUAGAGAAAAAAGUUUGAUGCAGGAAAAACUUGAGCUAGAGACGAAGCAUAUAAAGGAAACACAAGCAGAAUUGAGUGCUUCACAACAGAAAGAAAGACUAAGUAAAACUGAGAUGCACAAGAAUUGCCAACUGAUUGAAAAACAACGCAGAGAACUGAACAAGAUGAAAGAAACCAAAACACAAGUGGAAAAACAAAACGAAGAACUUCAACACGCGUUGGACGAGGUUAAAGAAAAAUAUCAAACACUCAACGUCAAACAUCAAAACGAGACUACUAAAAUAACUAAAGAGCUACGAGCGGCGAAAAACAAAGUCGAAGUCCACAAAACUGAAAUUGAAAAGUUAACAAUCGAAAAUGAAGUUUCUCGCAACGACGAAUUAGGACAAGUCAAGAUAGCGUUUGCAAACGAAAGAGCAUCGUAUGUUAACGAGAUAAAAGAUCUCACAGAAAGACUGGAAGAAGAAACAAAAAAUAAUAAGAAGGAAGCUGAGGAGAUGUGGAAGAAAAUUAAAAAAAUAGAAGAAACGAACGAAGAACUGAGUGUCGAAAAUAAAACUUUACUCGAUAAAUUACACGAUCUUGACGAGUCGUUUGAAGCUGAACUUUUGGAAACACGAAAAGAAUUAAACGAGAAAUAUAACCAAUCAGUGGACAAAUUAAACGAAAAAAUUCGAAAUUUGGCUAAUGACAUCAUCACUAUCGAGCAGUUAAAGAAUGAAGUCGAAAUCGAAAAGGAUGCAGUUACUAAAGAAAACGAAGAUUUAUCGAUUCAGUUGCACGAACAAGUCACAAUAAUGGAGGAAAAAGAAAAGACAAAUCGUGUAAGGAUCUCCAGCAUGCAAACUGAACUGGAGGGAGUAAAACUCGAAAAUUCCGAGUUACAAGAUGAAAUCAGCGAGUUAAGAAGUGGACAAAGACAGAUGAGAAAUUUAGAGAAUUUUGAGAGAGAACUGAAAGAAAAGCACGAAAACCUGCAGAAAUCACUCGAAGAAUUUGAGUUAGAAAAAAAUCAGUUUGGUGAAAGCAUGAAAUUCUUUAUGACAAAAUCAACGAACGAAAGGAGUAAAAAUGUUGAAAACAAAAAACAGGAUGAUCGAGUUUCAUUUAAACUGUUAAAAAUGAGUCAGGAUGAGCGAGACAAAAUGAACGAGGACUUGAUUGCUUCUAAUCGCGAUUUACAACAAACUCGAAACGAGUUACGAAAAGUCAAAGCGGCGUUACGACAAAAAGAGCAAGAUUAUUUCUCAGAAGAAAAACAAUUAAUUUCAAACAUUGAGGCGCGGAAUAAACAGAAAUUAGAAGAGUUGCAAAAAUACCACAACAAAGAAAAAGAAAAAAUAUUAAAACUGUAUUCAGAGGAACAGAGCAAAUGGGAGGAAGAAAUAAGACGUCUCAAAGAUGAUCUUCACGAAGAAAACUUAAAAAAGUUAGGUGAACAAAGACAAGAUUACGAGACGGAAAUGAAGCAGCAGUUUGAAAACUACAUGAAAGUGUUCGAAGUGGAGAAAGAAGAAAUGCAGGAACAAAUUGAUAUUUCGCGGAAUGAAAAGAAAGAGUUAAUAAAACAGUUUGAAAGUGACAGAAUGACGAUGAAAAAGAAAUAUGACAACGAGAGACAUGCCUUAGAAGAAACCGUUCGAAGAUUGUUGAAGAAUCUAAUGAAAUACAAAGACCAAAGAGAUAAGCUAAAAACAAGUCAUCAAGACGAAAUCACUGAAUUAGAGGAACGUUUCGAUGCGGAAAAAGAACGUCUGGAGGAGCGUCGUGAAGAAGAGUUGCAGACAUUAAGAGAAAAUUUGUAUCGUCUAUACGGUAACAACAUUAAAAACGAGAGACAAAUUCUGCAUGUCACAUUUGACGAAAUCAUAAAUGAAUCCACGUCGAAAAAGUGCGGAGGAGGGACAUUAUGGUGCCCAGACAAAAAGGUGGAGGAGACUUUAACUUUAAAAGAAUUAAAGGAACUCGUGCAUAUGGGAGAUUUAAGCGGGAUUAUCGAUGCAGAAUACGACGGCGAAAAAGAAAUGAUUAAACAGAGCAUGCGCGAACAAUAUAAAGUACGACUUCGAAACGAGACUGAUUCUUUGAUGAAGCGAUUACUUGAAUUGUCGGACGAGUUGGAUUCUCUCAGAUCGAACGCUUGAUUUGAAGAACACAGCGUACUGCAAACAAACAAAUAUUACUAACAAUUAAACAAUAUGACAUAUGUCGGAGUGUCUUUACUAAUAUUUUUAAAUACUAUUUACAAACUUAAAGCUUUUUAUAAAAUGUUUUAAAAUAUAUUGUGACGUGAAAUAUAAUAUGGGCGUAGUAGAAAUAUGUACCAAAUAUAUUCUGAAAUAAUUUUUUUAGCAUAGAA